Molecule: messenger RNA, 1982 nt
Organism: Phascolarctos cinereus (koala)
Lineage: Eukaryota; Metazoa; Chordata; Mammalia; Diprotodontia; Phascolarctidae
Gene: RNF25
Product: ring finger protein 25
Biological process (GO): protein ubiquitination
Cellular component (GO): nucleus
Molecular function (GO): protein binding; ubiquitin protein ligase activity
Source: RefSeq, a predicted model, not a curated record
GCGGCCGCCCCUGUCCUGGGGCGGGACGGGCCCACGGCCGCCUCCUGGAGGCCCGGGGAGGGUUUGGGGGGACGGAACUCGAAGGCGGGGACACCCCGGGGUCCGGUCGCCGAGCCGGCCCACGCCUCCAGCCUCGUCCGACGGGGUGUCCGCCUCCUGUUGGCCCCGGGCCCCGCGGGAGCCGGCCAGGCCCCCGCGACCCCAGCCGAGCGCCCGGUCCUCCGCCCCAACGACCUCCUGCAGCAGCGGGACCCAGAGCCAGGCCAUGGCAAGGGGGGCUCCCGGAAAGGGCGGGGGCCCCCAGACGGGGCAGAGGACUAGGGGGGUCUCUGGUAUCCCCCACUCCCACCCUUCCACCGUGUUUCAUGUUGGGUUCUACCCUCUGAAGUGGAGGUGUUGGAGUCUAUCUACCUGGAUGAAUUACAGGUGGUUCAAGGAAAUGGAAGUUCCCACUCAGUCCCAUCUUGGAUCAUCACAAUGACCACCCACAGGUCUUCACCAUGGGAAAUCUGCAUCACUCUGCACCCUGCCACAGCUGAAGACCAGGAUUCACAAUUUGUCUGCUUUACCUUGGUAUUGCUGGUGCCUGCACAGUAUCCCAAUGAGGUGCCUAAGAUCUCUAUCCGUAACCCCCGAGGGCUCUCAGAUGAACAGAUCCACAAGAUCUCACAGGCACUGAAUUGUGUGGCUGAGGCUGGAUUGGGCACUGCUGUGCUCUAUGAACUCAUUGAGAAGGGGAAGGAGAUCCUCACGGACAACAAUAUUCCACAUGGCCAGUGUGUCAUCUGUCUCUAUGGCUUCCAGGAGAAGGAAGCUUUCACCAAGACCCCUUGUUACCACUACUUCCACUGCCACUGCCUUGCCCGCUACAUCCAGCACAUGGAGCAAGAACUUUUGGCUCAGAAAGAGGAACAGCAGCAACAUCCAGGUUCUCCAGUUGAGCAGGGUGUUGGUGUCCAGUGUCCAGUCUGCAGAGAGCUCCUGGUGUAUGACCUGGCCACACUGCAGGCAGCUCCCCCACCUCAACAUCCUCUGGAGCCAUACCAGCCAGACGCAGAGACCUUGAGACAGCAGGAAGAACGCCAGCGGCUCUAUGAGAGGCAGCAGCAGCGUGGGGGAAUCAUAGAUCCGGAAGCUGAACGGAACCGGUACUUCAUCAGCCUCCAACGGCCCUCCCCGGUGGAGCCUGAGGUAGCCCUGGAUGCCUCCAAGGGAUCUCAGCCACCAGGUGCCCCUGCCACAGACUUGCCCACCCCACAAGACAUCCUGCCAGUUGCCCCACAGUAUACAAGAGAAAGGAUCUCAGGGGCCGGGCCCAGCCAACAAGGGCUGAAUGAGCUCCAGAGAGCUGAAAGAGACACCUCCCGGGCAUGCCGGACCCCCGGGCAGCAGUCAGAGCAGAGAGACCUUCGGGGAAGUGGGAACUCUGCCCCCAAAGGCUCCAGUUGUACACAAGAACUGCCCCCGCCUGAUGGGCCAUUCAAAGAGCCCAUGGACCUGAAGCCAGAGCUUCAGAGUCAAAGGGUUGAAGGCCUCACCAAGGAGAAGGGGGCUGGCAGCUGGCAGGGGCCCCCAAACCGCAGGAACUGGGAAUGUGGUCGCUGGGAACGUUCCAAGGGCCGGACGCCUGGCUCUUCUUACCCCCGCCUGCCUCGUGGUCGGGGAGCUUACCGGCCUAGUGCUCGGAGGGAACCUCCUGCCCUGGAGCCAGAGGAGGGUUCCUAGCAGGAAUGUUGGGGGACAGGGAAUAAUGGGUGGGAGGGAAGCAAUAAAGAAUAUUGGCCCAGCUCAGCUAACUUUCUGCUUGCUGGUGCCUCUGGAAGUAAAGGGUCUAGUCUGUAGGAACUAUAUCCCGGCCAUAUUUGUGAUGGAAGAUGACAUGGCAGCCAAGUUGGCAGAUUAAUUUCCAUAAAUCCUUCUGUAUGUGUAUGGAAGUUGUGAGGGCCAUGAAUGCUAGAAAAAGGAAUGCACCUCCAAACUUG